CUGGAUUGUGAGUGAGGCGCGGCUGUAGGGGAGCGGAGCGAAGAAUGGCUGCGGGGGCCAACCGGAGAGGGGGCCCGAACCGGGUGAGGAGGCUUCUGGUGCUGGUCGUGGUGGUGCUGCUGGAGUUGGCGUGCCCGGCUGACGCGCUGGAGAACGGGCUGGCGCUGACGCCGCCCAUGGGGUGGCUGCAUUGGGAACGCUUCCUCUGUCAAACCGACUGCUCCCAAGAUCCCCGACGGUGCAUCAGUGAAAAGCUGUUCAUGGAGAUGGCUGAUCUGAUGGUGUCCGAAGGCUGGAGGGACGUGGGGUACCAGUACCUGUGCAUCGAUGAUUGCUGGAUGGCUCCGACCCGUGACGAGCAGGGCCGACUGCAGCCAGACCCCAAACGCUUCCCCAGUGGGAUCGCCAAAUUAGCUGACUAUGUCCACUCCAAAGGGCUGAAGCUGGGCAUUUACGCCGAUGUCGGGAACAAAACCUGUGCGGGCUUUCCUGGCAGCUACAGUUACUACGAGCUGGAUGCGGAAACCUUUGCCAGCUGGGGGGUGGACCUGCUCAAGUUCGACGGCUGCAAUUGUAAUUCACUGGACCUGUUGGCUGAUGGUUAUAAGACCAUGUCCCGGGCUUUGAAUAAAACCGGCAGAGGCAUCGUGUACUCCUGCGAGUGGCCGCUCUACCAGAAGUUCAUGCAGAAGCCCAACUACACUGAGAUAAAACAGUACUGUAAUUACUGGAGGAAUUUUGCUGAUAUCUACGACGCUUGGAGUAGCAUCGGGAGUAUUCUUAUGACCGCUCUUCAUCAGGACAACCUCACCAGCGUCGCUGGGCCAGGGGGCUGGAACGAUCCAGACAUGCUGGUGAUUGGGAACUUUGGACUGAGUUGGGACCAGCAGAUAACACAGAUGGCACUCUGGGCCAUGAUGGCAGCCCCGCUCCUCAUGUCCAACGACUUGCGCCACAUCAGUUCAGCAUCCAAGGCCCUGCUCCAAAACAAGGAAGUGAUCGCCAUCAACCAGGAUCCUCUGGGCAAGCAGGGAUAUCGACUCACCAAGGACUACAAUGGCUUUGAAUUGUGGGAGCGGCCUCUUUCGGGUGGGGCCCAUGCCAUAGCCAUAAUGAACCGUCAGGAGAUCGGUGGACCUCAGACUUACAGGGUCUAUCUCGCCUUCCUUGGGAACGGUUUGGCUUGCAACCCUGCUUGUUCUAUCCAGCAGAUCCUUCCCACCAGCAGAAAUUUGGGGCUACACAACUGGGUAUCGUCCUUCAAAGUCUUGGUGAACCCAACAGGUACUGCCCUGCUGAAGAUUGUGGUGAUUAAGGAAAAACGCUCUCUGGGUAUCUUAUAACAUGGCUCUUCGGAAGAACCUUUCUUAGGGAAGGUCACCAGCAGUUCUGCUGGAAGCUGAAGUCUCAGAAGAUUGAACCACUUUUCCCUAAGUCUUGUGACUGUUAACCGUUGAGAGAUUGUCACAUCUUUUGAGUCGUAAAAAUGUUUUCUUCCUCUGUGCUCCACCCCAUCCCCCCAAAAAAACCAGGUGAAGAAUGCAAAAGUGUGUGGUAUACUAAGCAAUGGCUGCUACUCAAACUCAGUGUUGUAGGCAGUUAUAUGAAACUGAGAAGGACAGGUGUUGGAGCGGAGUACUGAAGUGCUCUUCAGUCGCCUGAAACGUGCCAUCCUGCAAGCUGCUGUUUGCUCAAACGACACACACAACCUUGAGCACAGGGAGUGGUUUGUGAAAUGUUUAGGUAAGCUGGCAAGUGGGCCUGAGAUGAGAUUUCAUAUUCUUGGCUCCUCCCAAGGUUUUUUUUUUAAGGAUAUAGGUUUAAUGUGCACAAUCUGGAUUCUUGGAAGCAGAGUAUCUACACCCUACUUAUUAUUCAACUAAGGGUUCAACCCAUGUUACCUUUGUAGUAAAACAAGUCCUGUAGGUACCUGUUUCAACCACAGGGGAUGUGGCACUUAACUCAGCUGGCCCAGGUCUCAAGCUGCUAGACCUUAAUGAGGAAUUCCACCUCAGCAGGUCUGGGAUUCCUUUUUGCUGCCUCCACGGGGUUGUGAGUUAAUGGUACAUUUGCCUGGUAACCUGCACCCGACUCAGCCUUCUCUCCAAAUUAAGAAUCACAUGGUAUGGGGUUAUUCGCUCGGGUAGGUCUUUUCCCUACCAUCUUUUUGUACACCUGACUCCCAUUACGCUUUAUAUAUGAGAGCCACGGCCAAAAACCAAUUUCAGGAAAAAAUUAUUUGAAUAAGCAGUUUUAUAAAUGUGAUGAAACUCUGACCUAGAUAGCCCAGGCUGGCCAGAUCUCAGAAGCUAAGCAAGGUCAGCUCUGAUUAGGAAGUCCAUGGGUCACUAUGUAACCCUGAGCUAGCUUGGCGUAGUGGUUAAGAGCAGCAGACUCUAAUCUGGAGAACUGGGUUUGGUUUAC
This is a messenger RNA of Gekko japonicus, 2424 nucleotides long. It is a transcript of the gene GLA, whose product is annotated as galactosidase alpha. Lineage: Eukaryota; Metazoa; Chordata; Lepidosauria; Squamata; Gekkonidae. Gene Ontology annotation, biological process: glycosylceramide catabolic process; oligosaccharide metabolic process; glycoside catabolic process. The record is from RefSeq and is a predicted model, not a curated record. Gene Ontology annotation, cellular component: cytoplasm. Gene Ontology annotation, molecular function: alpha-galactosidase activity.